Blepharisma stoltei is the source of this 1837-nucleotide messenger RNA. The record is from the annotation of a GenBank genome assembly. Lineage: Eukaryota; Ciliophora; Heterotrichea; Heterotrichida; Blepharismidae.
AUGAUUAUUGGAGGAAGGUUUCAGCUCGAAGACAAACUCGGAAGUGGCUCGUUCGCCAACGUUUAUUGCGCAAUUGACACAAAAACCAAUGAAAAAGUUGCUGUAAAACUAGAACACCCAAAUGGAGACCAAACAAAGACAUGCUCUGAGACCAGCUUUUUGGCAACUUUGUCAAACAGUUCGUAUUUUCCGAAAUUAAUAUGGCAAGGAAAGCACAAUAAUUCACGUGUGAUGGUUACAGAUCUUCUUGGCCCAUCACUUUUUGCAGAAUAUAUAAAAAGAAAUCGUUUCACAAAUACGGAAAUUUCAUCCAUAGGGGCUCAGAUGGUAUCCGCAUUGGAAACCGUCCAUGACUUGGGGAUUAUACAUAGAGAUAUUAAGCCAGACAACAUUCUAAUUGACCCUGUACAUGGGAUUGAGAAGGUUUACCUCAUAGACUUCGGCAUUGCGAAGCGUUUUGCUGACCCAAUUUCCAAGCAGCAAAUUCCUUUUCGAGAUGAUAAUGAAUUUUCAGGCAAUUUUAUGUUUGCCUCAAAGAACGUGGUGGUUGGAUGCGUAUCUUCACACAACGACUAUUUCAUAACGACUAUUUUGUUUUGGCCUAUUUUUUUUUGGCCUAUUUUUUUUUUGGCCUAUUUUUUUUUGGCCUAUUUUAUUUUGGCCUAUUUUUUUUUGGCCUAUUUUUUUUUGGCCUAUUUUUUUUUGGCCUAUUUUUUUUUGGCCUAUUUUUUUUUGGCCUAUUUUUUUGGCCUUUUUUUUGACAAUUUUUUAACUAUUUUUACUAAUAUUUGGGCAUAAUUCCAUACUAAUUGUUUUAAUCUAAUUUUUAAUGUGUUUUAAACGAUUUAACCAACAAAAAAUGCACCCUUAACAGAUUUCUUACUCCAUGAAUACUAAUUCAUUGCUUUUAAAAUUUCGAGAAUUUUAGGUUUAAUUAGGAGUUUUUAACUUAAUUUACUCAAUAUUAAUCGCGUAAGGAAAGGUCUCUGUUUCUCAAUAAGGUUGUAGUCCUCUCAGUAGCUUCAUGAAUGAGGCUAGGCAAAAAAAAUAGGCCAAAAAAAAAAUAGGCCAAAAAAAAUAGGCCAAAAAAAAAUAGGCCAAAAAAAAAUAGACCAAAAAAAAAUAGGCCAAAAAAAAUAGGCCAAAAAAAAUAAGCUAAAAAAAAAUAGCCCAAAAAAAAAUAGGCCCAAAAAAAAAUAGGCCAAAAAAAAUAGGUGAAAAAAACAUAGGCAAAAAAAAAUAGUCGUUAUGAAAUAGUCGUCGUGUGAAGGAACCGGUUGGAUGCACUCCAAGCAGAAGGGAUGAUUUAGAAUCCUUGACUUACACAUUAAUUUUUUUGCUGACUGGGAAUCUCCCGUGGUGUAAGAAGAGAUCUAACUCUGAGUCAAUCAGAGAACGACGCCAAUCAGGUAUUCUUUCAGACAAUUUUGUUGGAAUACCAGAAGAGCUAUCAAAUAUUGUAACAUAUUGCCAGAAUUUAAAAUAUCAUGAAAGACCAAAUUAUGGCUACAUAUUAUCGCAGCUAAACGAGCUAUCAAAGAAAGAAGACUUCUAUAUUAGGUCUUCUAAUAGAAGAAGAGACAUAAUUCCUCUUGAAACGGAGUUCAGAUCAAGAAUUGCACAAAAAAGAAGUAAAAGUGCUAACCAUAAAGGGAAAUUGAAUGCUAAAAAUAAUAUAGUGAGAGGACAGUCUAAUGUUGACAUUGAUAAUAAUCCAACGAUUGAUGGAUCAUCACCAAGAAUCACCCCAGAAACGAGGAAAAGAAUUUUGGGUUUGAGAAAAGACUCUGGCGACAACAUAUCUUUGAAGUAUAUGGCUAUGCUAUGCAAUAAUUAA